Messenger RNA from Frankliniella occidentalis (western flower thrips), 1186 nucleotides. Its product is annotated as elongation of very long chain fatty acids protein-like. Lineage: Eukaryota; Metazoa; Arthropoda; Insecta; Thysanoptera; Thripidae. Gene Ontology annotation, molecular function: fatty acid elongase activity. The transcript is spliced from 6 exons. The record is from RefSeq and is a predicted model, not a curated record. Gene Ontology annotation, biological process: sphingolipid biosynthetic process; very long-chain fatty acid biosynthetic process; fatty acid elongation, monounsaturated fatty acid. Bases 104 to 1123 code for a protein of 339 amino acids. Gene Ontology annotation, cellular component: endoplasmic reticulum membrane.
CGGCGAUGUAAUAUGGUGCGGUCGAGUCUUUUCUCACAACAGGUUUUUCUGCCUUUAUUUUUCAGAAUUCGGGCACGCGCGCGCCGAGCGGAGAGGGGCAGCCAUGGCGAGCUACGUGUCAGGAUUAAUAGAAGGCUACCAUGACCUCAUGGACAACAAGAGCGACCAGCGCGUCAAGGACUGGUUCCUCAUGUCGUCGCCGUUCCCCACCAUGGCCAUCUGCCUCACCUACGUGUUCUGCGUCAAGGUGCUAGGGCCCAGGAUCAUGGCCAACAGGAAGCCCUUCGACCUGCGCAACGUCCUGAUCGGCUACAACGCCUUCCAGGUCGUCUUCUCGUCGUGGCUCUUCUACCAGGCCUGCGUGGGCGGCUGGCUAAACGGCUACAACCUGCAAUGUGAACCCGUAGACUACUCGCGCUCCCCCGAGGCCAUGUACGUGGCGUCCGGAUGCUGGUGGUACUUCAUCUCCAAGUUCACCGAAUUCUUCGACACGAUCUUCUUCGUGCUGCGCAAGAAGGACAAGCACAUCUCCAAGCUGCACGUCAUCCACCACGGCAUCAUGCCCAUGAGCGUGUGGUUCGGCGUCAAGUUCACCCCCGGCGGCCACAGCACCUUCUUCGGCUUCCUCAACACGUUCGUCCACAUCGUAAUGUACUCGUACUACAUGCUGGCCGCCCUCGGCCCCCAGGUGCAGAAGUACCUCUGGUGGAAGAAGUACAUCACCGUCCUGCAGAUGAUCCAGUUCGUGCUCGUGUUCGUCCACGCCUUCCAGCUCUUCUUCAUCGACUGCGACUACCCCAAGGCAUUCUGCGGCUGGAUCGGCAUGCACGCCGUCAUGUUCUACUUCCUCUUCUCCGACUACUACAAGCAGGAGUACAACAAGAAGGAGGCCCGUCGGAAGGCUGCCGAGGAGAAGAGGAUAACCGAUGCGGCCGCCGACAAGGCUGCUGCCGCUGCUGCUGUCGCGGCGGCCGCGGCGGCUGUGACGACGGCCAAGCUGACCGACGGCACGACGGCUAACGGGCUGUACGAGGACCCCGGCAAGCUGAUGCAGGCCUCCUACGUGGACCCCAACGCCCCCGGCAACGCCCUCCGGCAGCGAGCGUUCGUCACGUCGACCUGAAAAACGGACGCCCUGGGGGAAAAGUGCCAAAAAAGUUGUUGUUUUUGUGAAGAUGAAGAAGAA